AUGCGGGUGUCCUACCCGCUUCUUUCGCAGUUAGAAUGGCUUUCUUCCUUGAAAGCUGCACAGCUCCACAGGGUCGCUUUUCUAACGGGAACAGCGUCCUCCGGAGGAAAAGCCGUGGUAUCUGACCGGCUGGCGAAUGCAUUUGCGACCGCCAAUGCGGAAAUGCAGCCCAGCUCUAAAAAGGACGGGCCGCUGAGCAUCCUCAGCAUCGACAUGGGAAUUCGAAAUCUGGCCUAUGCGCAUUUACUUGUUGAGCCAGAGAUAAAUGAAAGCGGACAUGCAAAAUCUAAAGCAUUCAAGCCACCGAUACUCAAUGCAUGGAAUCGGCUGGUGAUCUCGGAUUUCCCAGAUCCUUCUUGCCAACCGUCUGGGAUAUUAUCUAGCCCUGGCCACAGCACGUCGAACAAACGCAAUUCGAGGUCUGAGGAUGAGGAGACAAAUGAGGCGAUCCUGAAAAAAGAAUCGUUUGCGCCGGAUCUCUACGCCGCACAUGCCUACACGCUUAUCAAAUCGCUAAUCUCGACAUACCAACCCACUCACUUCCUCAUUGAACGGCAGCGUUUCCGCAGCGGAGGAGCGAGUGCGGUGCAGGAAUGGAGCAUUCGGGUUGGCGUCUUCGAGGGCAUGUUGCACGCCAUCCUCUACGCGCUCAGACGAGAGUCCAACACGCUGGAUUUCAAAGUGCAGAGCGUGGAGCCACGACGGGUAGUCGACUACUGGAUACAAACAGACCCAGGCGCAGAAGCACCAGAGGCUGGGGGAAAGAGGAAGAAAGUAACAUCGAUGGAAGGCAAAAAAGCCAAAGUUGGCAUCGCUGGACGGUGGAUUGCUGCCGCUCUGCUGGACAGGGGAGGUGAGCAUGCGAAACUCGACCUCUCAACAAACACCCAGGUGAUGGGCAUGUCCAGGGCCUUUCUCAAAAAAUGGGGCAGAGGAAGAAAUAAGGAUGAAAUAGCCCUUGUCACAAAGGCGCUGCUUGAAGCAUCGUCGGUGGCAAAAUCGGAGGAGAAAUAUGACAGUCAUCAUGAUACCAGGCCUGAUAUUGGCAAAGUGGACGACUUAGCUGAUUGUCUCCUUCAAGGUAUCGCAUGGCUGGAGUGGCACGCUUGGAGGCGGCGAUUUAACGCGGAGGGUCCAGAUGCUAUGCCGCAAGCGGCAGUCGGUGGAUAA
Ophidiomyces ophidiicola is the source of this 1170-nucleotide messenger RNA. RefSeq lists its product as uncharacterized. The transcript has a single exon. Lineage: Eukaryota; Fungi; Ascomycota; Eurotiomycetes; Onygenales; Onygenaceae. Gene Ontology annotation, molecular function: crossed form four-way junction DNA binding; DNA endonuclease activity; flap-structured DNA binding. The record is from RefSeq and is a predicted model, not a curated record. Gene Ontology annotation, cellular component: mitochondrion. Bases 1 to 1170 code for a protein of 389 amino acids.